CCGGGCGUCUGCAUCCAAGCGCCCGGUGUCUACGAUGGCCUCUCCGCGUGUCUCGCAAUUGAGCAAGGCUUCAAAGUAAUGUACAAGGCGUCUCAAUGACAACAGCCGCACGCCUCGACCGCGCAGACCUCGCCUUCGCAGCCCUCAGCGACUUCGCAUCCAACGCGCAAAUGAUCGCAAACCUCGACACGCGCAUUUUGCUCAUUGCAGACGCGGACGUGGGCUUUGGUGGGCCGCCGAAUAUCGCGCGCAUGGUGACGACGUACCACUCGUGCGGCGUUGCGGGGUUUCAUAUUGAGGAUCAGGUGGCUAAUAAGCGGUGUGGGCAUUUGAGGGGGAAGGAGGUUGUUGAUGUUGAGACGUGGAAGUUGAGGAUCUGUGCGUGUGUCAUCGGCCGGGACUCGAUGCAUGGCGGGUGUGAUAUUGUGAUUAUUGCGCGGACAGAUGCAUUGGCGGUUGAGGAGUAUGAGGCUGCGCUUGAGAGACUCGUUGCAGCCCGCGAGUGCGGCGCGGACAUGGGCUUCUUCGAGGCCAUCGAGACAGAAGAGCAGAUUAAGAAUGCCGUCCAGUUGCUUGCGCCGAUGCCAUUACGUUCCCUACUUUCCCCAGGGAAACGAGUCAGCUGAUAACGCCUCCAGUUGAUGGUAAACCUCGUCUCGAACGGCAAAACAACCUGGCUCUCACCCGAACAACUGGGCGAAUGGGGCGUCAAGGUUUGUUCACACCAGCCAAAUCCUCCACCUCAGCCUUGGCGAAUUCUGGCGGAAACAGUUGGCAAUCUACCCCGGCGCAGCGGGAAAAUCAGUACUGCACAUGAUUCGGCGCGCACACAAGUACCUCAUGGAGACGGGCAAGGAUGAUGCGGAGGCGCGGGGACUAGAUCCAAAAGGGUUUUUUGAUGUCAUCGGGUUGCAGAGGGAGAUUGAGAUUGAUCGGCUUGCGGGAGGUGUUUCGUUCAAGAAUGGGGCUUAGACAAUGGGUGGAUAUAGCAUAUCGAACAUCUUGUCCAAAAAGCUGGGCUCCCUCAAAGCGUAUCACGAAGCUCCUCCACCUGCGAGACAUCUUCCACAAACUCAGCGCCAUACUCUUUCAUAAUCUGUAUCCUCUCCUCCAUAUUCACCGCAUAAUACAUUCUCCCCAAAUCCCUAGGCACCUGCCUAUCGCUUGCAAACCUCAACACCCAGACGCCCACUCCAUCCACCGGCCAUCCAAACACCAGCACCUUUUUCUCUUCCGCGGUCUUCUCCCUCGAGCCCAUAUCCAC
This is a messenger RNA of Aspergillus calidoustus, 1264 nucleotides long. The record is from the annotation of a GenBank genome assembly. Lineage: Eukaryota; Fungi; Ascomycota; Eurotiomycetes; Eurotiales; Aspergillaceae.